GAGGAGAACAAACCCACCCCCACCGACCAUUUCCUCUCCGGGGAGGUGGCGCUGCGGUGCACGGCGAGAAAAAGCCCCGCACACCGUCUCAUCUGGUUGUGAGCUAAGCCAUCGCCGGAAGCAAUUAAGCAAAUCGAGACGUCUCGAGGAGGCCAAGCUAGCUCGCGCGCAAAUUAAUCGCCGAUCGAUCCUACGAUGAAGCGGAAGCGGCCGGCGGCGCUGCGCGGCGGGGAGGAGGCGGCGGCGGCGGCGCUGAAGCGUGGGCCGUGGACGCCCGAGGAGGACGAGGUGCUGGCGCGGUUCGUGGCGCGGGAGGGGUGCGACCGGUGGCGCACGCUGCCGCGGCGCGCGGGCCUGCUGCGCUGCGGCAAGAGCUGCCGCCUCCGGUGGAUGAACUACCUCCGCCCCGACAUCAAGCGCUGCCCCAUCGCCGACGACGAGGAGGACCUCAUCCUCCGCCUCCACCGCCUCCUCGGCAACCGGUGGUCGCUGAUCGCCGGGAGGUUGCCGGGGCGCACGGACAACGAGAUCAAGAACUACUGGAACUCGCAUCUCAGCAAGAAGCUCAUCGCGCAGGGCAUCGACCCGCGGACGCACAAGCCGCUGACGGCCGCCGCCGAUCACUCCAACGCCGCCGCUGCCGUCGCCGCCACUUCUUACAAGAAGGCGGUGCCGGCCAAGCCGCCGAGGACGGCAUCCUCGCCGGCCGCUGGCAUUGAGUGCAGCGACGAUCGUGCCCGACCGGCCGACGGUGGCGGUGACUUCGCAGCGAUGGUGAGCGCCGCCGAUGCCGAGGGAUUCGAAGGAGGAUUUGGCGAUCAGUUCUGUGCCGAGGAUGCAGUUCAUGGUGGCUUCGACAUGGGUUCCGCUUCCGCCAUGGUGGGUGACGACGACUUCUCCUCGUUUCUUGAUUCUCUGAUCAACGACGAGCAGUUAGGCGAUCUCUUCGUCGUCGAGGGCAACGAUCACGAGCAUGGCAAUGGUGAGAUUGGUCAUGGAGACGUCAUGGAAUCCAAACAGUAAUCUUUCGGGAGAUUGAUCAGGGAAUAAGUUGACCAUGAGAAAACAUGUAAGAACAGCUUGUCUGCUGAGUCAUGACCGGUGAUGUGUAUGUGAUGGAAGAAAACGUAUGUACGACUUAAUGCUUGCACCUAUACUACUGCUGUGUGCAUUAUUCGAGUGAUCAAUUUGAGCAUUUGCAGCUCACAACCCUGCAGGUUUGUCUGUCUAUAUAUGCACGUAUGCGCAGCUCAUUAGUGUUAUUUUUUUGUUUGCUA
This is a messenger RNA of Oryza sativa Japonica Group (Japanese rice), 1277 nucleotides long. RefSeq names its product transcription repressor MYB5. The record is from RefSeq and is a predicted model, not a curated record. Lineage: Eukaryota; Viridiplantae; Streptophyta; Magnoliopsida; Poales; Poaceae.